AUGACCCCGAGUGGCAUACUGAUGCACGAGAAGAACUUCACUUUGCCAGAAAUGUCCUCACCAGAGACCACAAAAGUAGAUCUUUUGAUCAUGAUUCCAGAGGUCCAGCAGGUGUCCCGAGAUGAACUGGGCUUCAGGAACCCUGCUUCCCUGGAAGCAAGCAUCCCAAAGGGCUUCCGAAUCCCGAUGAGUGCAAGAGACUUAACCAGUGCAGCAGAGCAGGUUGGUGCAACAAAGAUGACUGAAGGAGUCCAGCAGCGGCUGGCCUGGACCUUGGAGUUUAUGAGCAAGGAGCAGCUGAGGGAGUUCCUGCUGCGGCUGCCUGAUAAGGAUCUCUGCCAGCACUCUCCUGGGGAGACCCCAGCUCAACCAGAGGAGGUGGGUGGCAUGGAGGUGGCCUCACUCCUGGUGGCUCAACACGGGGAGCAGCAGGCCUGGAACCUGGCCCAGCAGACCUGGGAGCAGAUGGGCCUGAGCCAGCUGUGUGCCGCACCCCUGAAAGAGUCAGCUAUGCAGUCAGGAGACUUCGGAUCUGCAGCUACCCUGACAGAUGCCCCUACUUUGCUGCACUUUGUGGACAAGCAUCGGGAGGACCUGGUGGCUCGAGUGACAUCGGUGGAUGCAGUUCUAGACAAGCUGCAUGGACAGGUGCUGAGCGAGGAGCAGUAUGAGAGGGUGCGGGCUGAGCCCACCAAUCCGGACAAGAUGAGGAUGCUGUUCAGCUUCAGCAACUCCUGGGACAGGGCCUGCAAAGAUCAACUCUACAGAGCCCUGAAGGAGAUCCAUCCUCACCUAAUUGUGGAUCUCUUGGAGAAGUGACGCAGUGGAGGAGACCAGGGAAGCUACUGACAUGCUCGGCAGCUGAAGUCUGAACACCUGCUUAUAAGUCCUGGCUCUGACUGUCCAGGCUUUGGGUCUAGGUUUCUUCAUGUCUAAACACAUUGCCAUCGCCCAGCCAGAGAGGCUCAGCUGGUUGAGUGUUGUCCUGUGCACCAAAGGGUUGCUGGUUCAAUUUCUGGUCAGAGCACAUU
Molecule: messenger RNA, 1031 nt
Organism: Myotis lucifugus (little brown bat)
Lineage: Eukaryota; Metazoa; Chordata; Mammalia; Chiroptera; Vespertilionidae
Product: NACHT, LRR and PYD domains-containing protein 1-like
Exons: 5
Coding region: 1-819 (272 amino acids)
Biological process (GO): inflammatory response; regulation of apoptotic process; innate immune response
Cellular component (GO): canonical inflammasome complex
Source: RefSeq, a predicted model, not a curated record